Cygnus atratus (black swan) is the source of this 2272-nucleotide messenger RNA. It is a transcript of the gene FAM110B, whose product is annotated as family with sequence similarity 110 member B. The record is from RefSeq and is a predicted model, not a curated record. Lineage: Eukaryota; Metazoa; Chordata; Aves; Anseriformes; Anatidae. The transcript is spliced from 4 exons. Bases 871 to 1983 code for a protein of 370 amino acids.
UCCAGAGUUUAUGCUUCUGUUGUUUAAGCCAGUGGAUUGAACCUAAGGGGAGGCGUGUUGGCUGCCCUAAAACUGGCUUUGAUGACAUGAUGAUGAUGAUGAAGCUAAAAGCCUUCCUUCCCUGUUGCUGUGUCGCCAGGCACUGCUGCAAGGAGCCGCCGGGAGCUCCAGGGUGAAGAGACCUGCCUCCCCUGGGAGACCUCUGCUAAAGGUGAAGACCUCCAAGCAGACCAGGCAGAUUUAGCAGGAGCUCAGGAUUUUUACAUCAAGACCAGUGACGUGACCAAGAGAUCGGCCAUUGUCAGGAGCGGGGACAGGAGCUGACCUGCAGCACGAGCAGCGCCCUUCACUUCGGCUGCCUCCCUCUGCUCUCACAGCCGAUCCAGCUUUCGGCACAGGAUGAGAAUGUUUGCAAAGCCAGUGCUCAGCUGCACAGAGAGCUGUGGUACACAGCCCUGUCCUGGGGCGAUCCUACCUGAAGCUGCUCUCGUCUAACAGAGCCCCCUGCAGCAUUACAGCCUACCAUUCAGAGCCUGGACAAGAGCUUGGCCUUGCACUUUUACAGAUCGCUGCCUGUAGCGGAGCACAAAGGGAGCGGCGAGACUCCCACGUCUUUCAGCGAGAAGAAAGGAGGCAGCGGAGCAGACUAACGCGGGCUUGCGUCUGGUGGCCUGGCGGUACAAAGGCUGCCUUUAAAAGAGAAGCGCAGCGUUAUUUAAUGAGCUGUGAGAUGAGGAGGCGCUGCUGCUAACGCUCAGAUCCCGGGAUUCAUCGGCUAUUCAUUGUGCUUAAUGUACAUGUUUCUACACCGUGCAUUUAGGAGAUCCCAGAGAAGAAUCCAAAACGGCUGCGGGGGAAAGACCACCAAACAUGCCUACAGAAACACUACCGACAGGUAGCAUGGUGAAGCCGGUCAGCCCUGCCGUGACUUUCACAUCCGCCGUCCCUCUCCGCAUCCUGAACAAAGGACCAGACUACUUUCGCAGGCAGGCGGAGCCUAACCCCAAGAGACUGAGCGCGGUGGAGAGGCUGGAAGCCGACAAGGCCAAGUACGUCAAAAGCCAGGAGGUCAUCAACGCCAAGCAGGAGCCCGUGAAGCCGGCGGUGCUGGUGAAGCCGCCGGUUUGUCCCGCGGCCAAGCGAGCGCUGGGGAGCCCCACCUUGAAAGUCUUCAGCAACAAUGCCAAGACCGAGAGCGGCGUCCAGAGAGAAAACCUGAAGCUGGAGAUUUUGAAGAACAUCAUCAACAGCUCCGAGGGCUCCAGCUCCGGUUCAGGGCACAAGCACGGUCCCCGAAACUGGCCUCCCCACAGAGCCGAUUCGACGGAACUGAACCGACACUCGUUCGCCGAGUCUCUGAAGGUUUACCCCACGCAGGGCCGCAGCAGCCCGCAGGAGAGCAGCUCCAACGUCAGCAGAAGGCUCCUAGAUCAGUCGGCAGAGACUUUCUUGCAUGUCUCUCACAGCUCCUCAGACAUUAGGAAAGUAACUAGCGCAAAGCCCUUAAAAGCAAUACCCUGCAGUAGUUCAGCCCCACCUCUUCCUCCAAAACCCAAAAUCGCUGCCAUUGCCACCCUGAAGUCCCCAGAGAUCGAGGCAGUCGAGACUGGAUGCGGAGUUAGUAGAAGACCCUCCCUGCAGCGGUCAAAAUCAGACUUAAGCGACAGAUACUUUCGUGUCGACGCAGACGUUGAACGAUUCUUUAACUACUGCGGACUGGAUCCUGAAGAGCUUGAAAACCUUGGGAUGGAAAACUUUGCAAGGGCUAACUCUGAUAUUAUAUCCCUCAACUUUCGCAGUGCAAGCAUGAUUAGCUCAGACUGUGAACAGUCUCAGGACAGCAACAGUGACCUUAGAAACGAUGACAGUGCCAAUGACCGUGUGCCAUAUGGUAUUUCUGCAAUUGAAAGGAAUGCCAGAAUCAUCAAGUGGUUAUAUAGCAUCAAGCAAGCUAGAGAGUCACAGAAAGUGUCCCAUGUGUGAGAGAAAAUCCACAGUAGAAAAAGCAAGGACUGUAUCUUUGUCUGUGAAUAUUCAGUUGUGAAGGGUUGUGAAGUCUACUUGAAGUCUUGUACACUUCUCAAAUCUCUUUGUGUUGCUUGUUGUGCAAUGUUUCCAAGUUGCAUGCCUGUCAACAUGUGAACUGACCUGGCUUCCACUUGAACAAUAACCAACUGCAAAGCCUGGCUAAGCAUACACAUUAUCUGCCAAAAGUUUAAGACAAGAAUCUAAUUAGGGCUUCAGUAUAAUCAAAGUGUUUACAUGGAAAGGU